UGCUAAAAUGUUUUUAACGUUUUUUAAUAGACUAGUUUUAUUAUUUAUUGAAAUGUGUGGUUCUGUAUUUUAGUUAAAAUGAUAUUUGAUAAAUGUAUAUUGGUCGUUUAUGAUAAACUAUUAUUGAUUGCUUUUGUCUGCUGAUAAACUCAGCGUUCAACGAAAAAGAAAGUAGGAAGUGACUCGCACGCCGUCUUCGCGACAUGAUUUGAGCUGCACGACCUGUCUUUAUCGGGCUUGACUUAAACGGCGUAGUCAUUUUACAGACAACAAACAUGAACAACACGGAGAGUGGUAGUACAAAUCCAGUGGCAACAGAAGAUGCUAUUUCUGUCCACGACUUUUCCGAGAAGAUUCUGGAGCAGGUUGUGCAUUUCCAUGUUAUGAAAAUGAAAGGGGGAUUUUUCCUUUGGGUCGGUGCAAAUCCCCAUCUGUCUAAUUUGGCUGUUGCAAUGAGUAGCAAAUAUGACUCGACGCCCCUAUCCACAUUACUUCUGGGAGACGCUUCAGACACCACUGCAAAUUCAUUAUCACAAAGGCUAGCCAAGAAGACAAAAAAGCAGGUUUUCGUCAGCUACAAUCUUCCCACCACAGAGGCCAACUUAACCUUACUGGUGGAGAACCGAAUAAAGAAAGAAAUGGAGGUUUUCCCUGAUAAAUUUUAAUUUUGUUGUGUUACUGUUUUAUAUGAAAAUGUUUGUUAAUAAUAAAAUAAAUAAAAAGAA
Molecule: messenger RNA, 725 nt
Organism: Conger conger (European conger)
Lineage: Eukaryota; Metazoa; Chordata; Actinopteri; Anguilliformes; Congridae
Gene: psmg4
Product: proteasome (prosome, macropain) assembly chaperone 4
Exons: 3
Coding region: 276-665 (129 amino acids)
Biological process (GO): proteasome assembly
Source: RefSeq, a predicted model, not a curated record